AUGAGAUACGGGGAGGGACGAAGGUUAGGGAGCAGCUCGCAAGGCGGCAGACCAGCCAGCGACCAGUUCCCGCAGCAGAUAGACGACGGCACCUCGCAGUCGGCAUCGGUCGGCCCCCUGGACCAUCUGGGAAGCCACCUCCGCCGCCUUCGGUGCCCCAAGUGCAGCUCGCAGAUGAUCUCGGACGAGAACACGGUGCAGAAGCAGGCAGUGCGCAUUGGCGCCCUCAAGGCCAAGACGAGCUGCGCGCCGUGCCCGCGCUGCGGAGCGGCCAUGUGCAUGGCGUGUGCCAGGCUCAUUUCCAACGCGCGCAACGAAUGCUGCCCGAUGGCAAGGCUCUAUGUCAUCUGGGUGCUCCUAUGCGGCGUGCAGGCGGACAAGGCGGAGAACCGCGGCGAAGAGAGCGCAAGAGACGAGGCAAGACUCGGCGACAUGAUUGCGGCACUCAACACCAUGUUGCCGCGUCCCUCGGGGGUGUCACACUUUGACAAGAACCCGCCCUCUGCGCUCGUCGACAUGCUUCGACAAAGUCCGCUGUUCAUCAGAAUGGCGACAAUGGUCCGACAAGGGACGACGCAGGACCUAGCCUUGCGACAAGCCUUGUACGAGCAAGUGUUUGCCGUGAUCGAGACCCUGCAGGGCCACAACGCCCUGGCGGACCUCGUCCACGGCGACUUGCGCACGUAUCCCACCGAGUCGAUGCUCUUCUCCAUGACCAUGCACCCGAGCGGCGCGCAGGCCCCCGAGACCUUUGCGUCGCGGCCACUGCGGGUUUUGCUCCAGGACCUCCGUUCGUCAGCGCGUGGGAGCCUUGCGAAGCGACUUGAUCAGCUACUUGCUCCUCCAUCCGCCGCUUCGCGCACUCCUCAACGGCCCUUGGCUCCCGGCAACUCGGGCUCCGGGCGGUCGACCCCGUCUCGCGGUUCGCGCCCGGAACCAUCGGGCACCUCGGGCUCAAGUCUGGCUCCCAACGGCUCAGACCGCUACCAUCGCGAGCACUGCGUCGAGGUGCUCGACGAUGACGUCUUCAUGGAACACUUUCCCUUCUUGGAAGUUCAGCGGAUGCAGCAGGGUAGGUCGCGGCCCGGGAGAAUGAAGCGGCUCAUCCGCGAGAUUGGCGUGCUCUCGUCGAGCCUGCCGCCGGGAAUCUGGGUCAAGCACGCGGCCGGGCGGCCGGACGCAUUCAAGGUUCUGAUCGAGGGCCCGCGCGACACGCCGUACGAGUUUGGCGUCUACGAGUUCCAUAUUUUGUGUCCGGAUGAGUACCCGCAGAAACCGCCGGCCAUGGUGUGGUCGCCUCGGGCGUGCUGUCCGCACAGGAUCAACGCCACCCUACAUGAUGACGGCAUCGGCAAGUAA
Purpureocillium takamizusanense is the source of this 1359-nucleotide messenger RNA. RefSeq names its product Gamma-glutamyltransferase. Gene Ontology annotation, molecular function: ubiquitin conjugating enzyme activity. The coding region runs from base 1 to 1359 and encodes 452 amino acids. The transcript has a single exon. The record is from RefSeq and is a predicted model, not a curated record. Lineage: Eukaryota; Fungi; Ascomycota; Sordariomycetes; Hypocreales; Ophiocordycipitaceae.